AGUUAAUAUUUACCGCACCCCCAGUUUACACUCUACAUUCUGCAUAUUGUAUAAUUUUACUGACAGGUUAUUUAGUUUAUCAAGAUGGGAAUUUUUGGAAACCCUAACCCUUUUGAAGAAGCAUUAGAUAAAGUUACAAAUGAAUUAAACACUGAAAUUGACUGGGGAGCAAUUAUCAGUCUAUGCGACAAAGUAAAAACCACAUCAAAAGGGCCACAAGACUUCACUGUUGUAGUUCUUCAAAAAAUAAAUCAUAAAGUUCCCCAUGUGAGCAUGCAAGCAAUAACAGUGUUGGAUGCAUGUGUAAACAACUGUGGCAAGGAUUUCCACAAAGCAAUUGCAUCUCAGCAUUUCACUGAGAGCUUGGCAGAAAUCAUCAACAAUAGCAGCAAAAACAAGAAAGUGGUUCGACGACUCUGUUACUUUAUAAGAAAAUGGGCAGAAGAUUUUAAAGAUGACCCAGAACUUUCACAUUUUGUAUCCUUUUACUACUUACAUCGUGGGAGAGGUAUUCAAUUCCCGGACACAGAUGAAGAUGCUUCCUCUACUUCUAAGAGAUCAACGGAGCCUUUGAGCAAAGAUCCAAAUGUGGUAUCAAGCCAACAGGAGGAAGAGGACAUUGCAAAAGCAAUUGAAGCUUCUCUGAAAGAAGAACAACAAAAGAAAUCAAUUUCAAAUUCACUAUCCGGCAGCAGUGUUCAGAGUAGUUUGUACCCAAGUAUGUUAAACAACACAACUUCAACCCAAUCAUCUUACAAUACUUCGUAUGCUGCUUCAGGUUCAUCAUCUAAAAAACUUGUAAAGGCUUUAUACGACUUUGAAGCAGCAGAAGAUAAUGAACUUACAUUCCGAGCUGGUGAUCUUAUAUCUAUACUAGAUGACAGGUGGGGCAAUACGAGACGUUUAUUCAGUGUUUGCAAGUUGCAAUAUAUAGUAGGGUGGAGGGAGAUGGGACACCAAAUUGCAAUAUACAAAAAUUUUUACAAUUCUUUUUAACUUUAGUUUUUUCUU
Ciona intestinalis (vase tunicate) is the source of this 1011-nucleotide messenger RNA. NCBI's taxonomy places the organism in Eukaryota, Metazoa, Chordata, Ascidiacea, Phlebobranchia, Cionidae. The record is from RefSeq and is a predicted model, not a curated record.